CUCUCCACAGUGGAUGGUGGUGGGGAGCCAAGGCUGAGCGAUGAUGCUAGAAGAUGGCAGUGUCCAGGGAGGCAGGGAUCUCUGUCACAGAGAUGGAAGAGGGAAGGGAAAUGCGGCUGUGAGGAGGAUACAUACGGGCAGUACAUGGCUCCCCCCCUCGGUCUCCACCCCUCCACCAGGGCCUGAGGUAUCUUCCAGGAUAUUACACAGUUGGGAUCUUUUCAAGGUCAUCAGAGAGUGACUAUGAAUGGCUUAUCAACCGACUAAAAUGGGAGCCUUCCAUAUCAAUAUGAUAACCGUCCUUCCUCACUACAUCUCCAACAAUGGUGAGGAGCAGUUCAUGGAGGCCGUCUCUCGGUGCACGUUCGGUAUUUUGUAUCACACCAAGAAUAGCGGACGGAUCAACAUUGUGGACGUCACCGACAAUUUAUAUAAUAAGGAGCUGAGAUAUCUGUCUGAACGCCUAGGGAAGGAGAAGGUGAUUGUGGUUGUUGAUGAUCUGGAGGACGCCAGUAGUAAGGAGAAGGCCCAGAUCCUGGAGGCACAGCCAGUAUUGGACGUUUGGCCGAGGAUCUCUUUCUCUUUAGUGCAAAUGAGAAAUAAA
Staurois parvus is the source of this 604-nucleotide messenger RNA. NCBI's taxonomy places the organism in Eukaryota, Metazoa, Chordata, Amphibia, Anura, Ranidae. The record is from the annotation of a GenBank genome assembly.